AUGGCUACUUCAACAAGUUUGUUGCAGCACGUUGGUAGUGCUAUUGACAAUGAGUCUGACUAUAGGAGCAUCGUGGGAGCUCUACAAUAUGUUGUUACCACUCGGCCUGAUAUCACCUUUGCUGUUAAUAAAGUAUGCCAAUUUAUGCAUAAGCCUCUUGAUCAGCACUUUAAGGCUGUCAAACGGAUUCUUAGAUACCUUCAAAAUGCUAUGGAGUAUGGUCUUCAAUUUACUACUGUUGUUAACUUGGAUCUAGUAGGGUUUUUUGAUGCAAAUUGGGAAACGAAUGUAGAUGACAGGCGACCAACCACAGGUUUUUGUGUUUUUCUUAGUGGAAAUCCUGUGGCCUGGGGAUCCAAGAAGCAACAAGUUGUCUCCAGGUCUACUGCAGAUGUUGAGUAUCGCGGUUUUGCUCAUACUGUUACCAAUGUUAUCUGGCUGGAAUCUCUUUUGUCUGAGUUGCAUGUUGUUCCUUCUAAGAAAGCUACAGUUUAG
Gossypium raimondii (Peruvian cotton) is the source of this 495-nucleotide messenger RNA. RefSeq lists its product as uncharacterized. NCBI's taxonomy places the organism in Eukaryota, Viridiplantae, Streptophyta, Magnoliopsida, Malvales, Malvaceae. The record is from RefSeq and is a predicted model, not a curated record. The coding region runs from base 1 to 495 and encodes 164 amino acids. The transcript has a single exon.